GAUCACCACCUUGGGGAACUAUAAAACUACUGCUGCCUUUGGUUUUCUGAGCUGGUCAUCCUCCCUGAGCCAGCUGCAUCCAGACUGCUUCAAGGGUGUGUGAUCAGCGUGGCACCAUGCAGAAAUCAUAAAUGAAUGUGCUUGACUUCAGAAGCAGUGGUGAUGGUAGCACCAUGGAGGAAUUUAAAGGUCUGACAGAUAAAGAACUGAUUGCCCGUUUGAAGAAAUACAGUAUCCCACAUGGGCCUGUUGUUGGAUCAACCCGGAAACUUUAUGAAAAGAAAGUCUAUGAAUAUGAGACUGAGCGGACACAUCGCCCUUCCCCUGGAGGAUCAUUGUCCUACACAGAGCCACCCAGCAGCGAAAGCUAUGUACGAGAGACUUUUGUAAGUCCACAGAGCAGAGAGAACCUCAGCUAUGGGCGAGAAGCUCUCGGCUCCACAAGGACUUAUUUAAGGGAAAACUAUGACUCUCCAAGAACUGAGACUUACUAUUCUGAGUAUAGAAGUGAAGAUCCUAGUCCCAGCAACCCCUACCUGAGUCAAAAUUACAGUUUGCCUCGCCAUGAAGGACACUCCACAUACAUGACAAAAGACUGGGAUGCCAAUUCUCCUGAGGAUUCCACAUCCACAUCCUCCUACCGGAGUUAUGGAUCAUCAUUAAGCAGCAGUACACACCCAGAGGCACUGAGUGCCCGGCAACCAAUUGCAGAGCCAUAUCCCUACAGUUAUGGCCAGAAGGAUGUCGCAUCCGAGAGGGACAGAAGUUCCUACCAAAGCAUCUUCCAGCGGAAAUCGUCUGGCUUGUCCUCUCUGGGGGUGGAGCCACGCCGUGCUAUCCAUCCUGCGCGCCGGGCCCAAGCAGCAGAAGGAGCCAGAGGUAGCGAUGAGGGAACCAAGCGUUACCUGCCCCUGUGGCCCCAACUGUUCCUCUUUGGGUUGCUGGCUGGCUUCUUGGCUUUCAUCUACCUUGUCCUUCAGGGCAGCGCUGACGACAACCCCUUUGUGAAGUAUCUUCGAGAAUGAAGCCACAGCCUUGGGAACAUCAUACUUCUAGGCUGGCUCCUUAAGAAGAGCCUGGAAUGUCUAUAUAUAUAUAUAGGGCCUUCACUAAGUGCCUUCUUGUUUGUAAUCCAAAAGCAGAGUGGCGAAGAGGGGCUAGGGAUGGAUGCAUUUCUUAUCAACCUCCCUGAAUCAUGGCAGCUCCCCACCCCUCUCCAAACUUCAAUCAAUCCAUCCCUUUAAAUCAGCUUAACAUGGGGCAUUUUUAUCUGCUAUUUUUGUAGCUUGUGCUUUAUAAUCAGGGGCAUGGGUGCCUAUUUCACAUGAGGGGGAAAGAUAAAGGAGGGAGGAGACAAAUAUAACCUAUCAAUAAUCCUCCCUUUUUUAAAAAAAGUACAAAUAUAUGAAAUCUAAUAAACCCCACAAAAGUUUUUUUAA
Messenger RNA from Rhineura floridana, 1439 nucleotides. It is a transcript of the gene EMD, whose product is annotated as emerin. The transcript is spliced from 9 exons. The coding region runs from base 132 to 1025 and encodes 297 amino acids. Gene Ontology annotation, cellular component: nuclear envelope. The record is from RefSeq and is a predicted model, not a curated record. Lineage: Eukaryota; Metazoa; Chordata; Lepidosauria; Squamata; Rhineuridae.